Symbiodinium necroappetens is the source of this 285-nucleotide messenger RNA. The record is from the annotation of a GenBank genome assembly. NCBI's taxonomy places the organism in Eukaryota, Dinophyceae, Suessiales, Symbiodiniaceae.
GCUGCCUUCCCUGAUUGCCCUCAGCACUGCUUUGACCUUUGUCUGCGCCUGUCUUGCCCGGGUGUUCUCGCCGGUCGGUGGGCCACGCCCUUUGCUACCCCGGCUCUGCCUUCUGUGCGCCCUGUGGUCUACGUUGUGCUUUCCAGCUCUAAGCUGUCCUCGCCUGCCCGCUUCUCCACCUUUGCUGCCCUUCGCGCCGUCAUCGGGGAAGUGUCAGGAAGUGACGCGGUGUUGCAUUCCUUCGGCUCUUUGGCCGAGGCCAGGGUCUACUGCUACGCUGCCGAG